Molecule: messenger RNA, 2123 nt
Organism: Chenopodium quinoa (quinoa)
Lineage: Eukaryota; Viridiplantae; Streptophyta; Magnoliopsida; Caryophyllales; Amaranthaceae
Product: probable galacturonosyltransferase-like 1
Exons: 1
Coding region: 391-1452 (353 amino acids)
Cellular component (GO): Golgi apparatus
Molecular function (GO): glycosyltransferase activity
Source: RefSeq, a predicted model, not a curated record
GAUUACGCUUUAUAUACAACGUAUGUCCUUCGUAUGUGUAUGUAUGACCAUGAGGAAGAAGACCCCACAUUGAAAAGCCUUGGGAACUUCCAAUUUCAAAAAUGUGAAAGCACCUUCUUAUCUCCCCAUAUUUUUCUUUCACAUAAUAUUAAACUUCAUACCUUUGAAUUCAAUAUUUCCCAAACUUGAAGCUUCCUUCUUCCUCCCUUUCAACCAAACACACCCUUCAAUUCUCUCUAUCUGGCCAUCCAUCACUAUCCCCUCUUCCUACCUUGGAAAGCUGCUCUCUUCCUUACCAAACUUUCCAUUCAAACAUAACGUUAUUACCCCCUUUAAAUCCCUUUAAUUCCCAAAAUUAUAAACUCAUUCAAUUCAAUUAUACAUCUAGAAAUGUAUCAUUAUGGUUUCCUUACCACAUUUUUCUUAGUCUUUUUGGUAUCGGCCAAAGUUACCUUGGCCGAUACCAUUGGUCAAAGGUUUAAGGAAGCACCACAAUAUUACAACGCCCCGAGUUGUCCAAACAUUGUGACGACUCAUGAUAGUAGUUUACAAGAUGUUAACCCUUACGGGUCUGAGGAGGCUGUGCACGUUGCGAUGACGCUUGACUUGACAUACCUUCGCGGCUCAAUGGCCGCGAUCUUAUCGGUCCUACAACACACGUCCUGCCCCCAGAACAUCUUCUUUCAUUUUGUCAUCUCGUCGUCUACACCAACCUCGAAUUUACGGGCCACGAUUGCAACCUCGUUCCCGUAUCUUCAUUUCGAACUCUACCCCUUCGAUGACGAUUCGGUCUCGGGUUUGAUCUCGACUUCAAUACGGUCAGCACUCGACUGUCCAUUAAACUACGCGCGAUCAUACCUCGCGAACCUCCUCCCACUAUAUGUAUCCCGAGUCGUGUACCUAGAUAGCGAUGUCGUCGUUGUCGACGACAUCGCUACGCUGUACAAUGUCGAUUUAGUAGAUGAUAAAGUAUUGGCUGCUCCUCAAUACUGCAACGCCAACUUCACUGCUUACUUCACCUCCACAUUUUGGUCCAACCCUUCCUUGUCCGUCACGUUUGCUGACAGAGAAGCGUGUUACUUUAACACGGGGGUAAUGGUCAUCGACUUGAAUCGUUGGCGGUCGGGUGAUUACACCCGUCGGAUCGAGGAUUGGAUGGAGCUUCAGAAACAAAUGAGGAUUUACGAGCUCGGUUCAUUACCCCCAUUUCUACUUGUUUUUGCCGGGAAUAUCGUCCCGGUUGAUCAUAGAUGGAACCAACAUGGUCUCGGUGGAGAUAAUUUUCGUGGGCUUUGUCGCGAUUUACAUCCGGGCCCAGUUAGCCUUCUCCACUGGAGUGGAAAAGGCAAACCCUGGGCCCGUCUAGACGCUAAUCGCCCUUGCCCACUCGACGCCUUGUGGGCCCCUUACGACCUCCUCCAAACCCCCUACGCCGCCGCCCUGGAGUCGUAAAGAUAAAUCAGUAAAUACUCCGCAUUACAUAAGUCCAGACUCACCGACGGUUCAUAAAUGGUCAGGUAUUGGUCAGCUUUUUCCUAAUCAAUACUAAUAAUAAUAUUAUAAUGCUCUCAAACAACGAUCAAUGUGGGACCGAUCGAGAGUAUUAUUACUGUUACUAUUAUUAUUAAAUAGCUAGGCUGCCGACACAAUAUAUGGAUAUGUAAGUAUGUAAGAUUCUCUGGCGCUGCAUAGUCGGGGAAUUAUUAUUAAUUUUUUUUUUUUUAUUACAUCAAAAACAAGUGCUUCAAUGUAAAUGGGAGAUCAAGAAGAACACAAAACAGUAAAGAAGAUGGAAGAUAAAGAUGAAGAAGGUGAUGAUAAGUUUAAUUACAUGUAUUUCUGUAAUUGUUUUGUUAUUUUAUUUUAUAGUAUAAAAUAUAAGUACAUGGGAGUUAAUUAAUGAGGGGAAUUAGUUAGCUAGAGGAAAUGGUGGGGGAAAAGUAGAAGAGAAUUAUAAAUAGAAAAGCACAUGCUUCAAAUUUUGUUCUAAUAAAUUUUCCAUAUGGGAUGGAAGAGGUAUCAUAUGGCAUUAUUCGUUGCAUAUACUACGAAUAAUCAAACUUGUACAUAAAUCAUUUUGCUCAAUUAAUACAAAAUAAAUAAUAAUUGGACGUCUUUAUUCA